CCCUCUUCUCGCUCCUUAAUUUAAUCUUUAAUUAAUUUAUUUCUCGCCUCUCUUAACUUAUUUUGCUCCUCACUUUUCUUCACUAGCUCAAACACUUACACGAACUCGGAUUGUUAAUAAUCUUUUACUACUCCUAUAUACGGCAAUAAAAUCUUCGAUUUCAUCGAUUGGUCGCCACUCUCCGAUUCCCCCCAACUCGUCGGUAGCAGGUAGCUCGAUCGCGCGGCGGCAGAAUUUCCGGGGUGGAUUUGGCCGAUUUGGGGCAUCAGGGCAUGGAGCGCCGCGGGCUACUAAAGGCGGCGCUUUUGGUGUGCUUGAUUGUGCUUUGCUCCGGGAGAGAAAUUCAGGUCAUUCAACGCCAUCCCUCUACCACCAUAUAUAACCCAAAGCUUGCCAAGACACUUGUGGAAUAUGCUUCAGCUAUCUAUACUGCUGACCUGACACAAUUGUUUACAUGGACAUGUGCUAGAUGUGGUGACCUGAUUGAGGGGUUUGAAAUGAUGGAUAUCAUCGUAGAUGUGGAGAACUGCUUGCAGGCAUAUGUAGGUUUUGCAAGUGAUAUCAAUGCUAUAGUAGUUGUAUUUAGAGGAACUCAAGAGAACAGCAUUCAGAACUGGAUAGAGGACUUGCUAUGGAAACAACUUGAUCUUGACUACCCUGGUAUGCCUGAAGCAAUGGUACACCGAGGAUUUUAUUCUGCUUAUCAUAACACAACAAUGCGAGAUGGAGUUGUCAGCGGUAUUCAGAAGACUCGAAAAUUGUUUGGAGAUGUUCCGAUCAUGGUAACAGGGCAUUCAAUGGGUGGAGCUAUGGCUUCGUUUUGUGCACUUGAUCUUGUUGUGAACUAUGGGCUAGAUGGUGUGAAGCUAAUGACAUUUGGGCAGCCUCGGAUUGGCAAUGCUGCUUUUGCUUCCUUUUUCAAGAAAUACUUGCCUCACGCAAUCCGAGUUACCCAUGGUCAUGAUAUCGUGCCUCACCUGCCACCAUACUUCUCAUUCUUCCCACAGAAGACCUACCAUCAUUUCCCAAGAGAGGUAUGGGUUCAUAACGUCGGACUAGGAAGCCUAGUGUACUCGGUAGAGCAGAUCUGUGAUGAUUCUGGUGAAGACCCAUCGUGCUGCAGGUCUGUGAGUGGGAGCAGCGUGCAAGACCACAUAUACUAUCUCGGCGUCAGCAUGCACGCCGAGGCAUGGAGCUCCUGCAGGAUCGUCAUGGACUACAGCAAGCUGCGUUACCGGAUGGACAUCAAUGGCAACAUCGUCUUGUCAAAGCAUCUGGGUUUGUCAGGUGACCUAGAACACAGUGACCAAUGAUUCAAAAUGGAACAGAUUUAGUAUAAUGGUAGCUUAGAUGUGUUAUAUUAUUGUACAGUACUACUACACGUGUGUUCCUCUCUCUGAUGCUCAUAUGUGUCAAAAUUGUUCAUGCGUCAGAAGAGGAUUGGGAGAUGCUUGCUGUAAAUGUGGUUUGGUAAUGUGAAGCAUUGUUCAG
Messenger RNA from Oryza sativa Japonica Group (Japanese rice), 1491 nucleotides. Its product is annotated as lipase. NCBI's taxonomy places the organism in Eukaryota, Viridiplantae, Streptophyta, Magnoliopsida, Poales, Poaceae. Gene Ontology annotation, biological process: lipid metabolic process. The record is from RefSeq and is a predicted model, not a curated record.